AUGGCUGGGAAGGCAGAGAAUGAUGAGGACUGUGUGGAAGGAAAACAGAGGGGCGGGCGUUUGCAGAUCGCAGUCGAAAUGAGGGACUGGGUCUCCCAGCAAAUGGUAACGCAGAGGACAAAAGCCGGGGUCUGGUUGGACGAGUCUGGAGAUCGUGCGGGAAGGCGCGACAGGGGUGGGAGCGUGUUCAAGGUGUGUACGGAGUACUUUCAUAACACAGCACGUUGA
Sporothrix schenckii 1099-18 is the source of this 228-nucleotide messenger RNA. RefSeq lists its product as uncharacterized. Lineage: Eukaryota; Fungi; Ascomycota; Sordariomycetes; Ophiostomatales; Ophiostomataceae. The transcript has 2 exons. The coding region runs from base 1 to 228 and encodes 75 amino acids. The record is from RefSeq and is a predicted model, not a curated record.